AUGACCAGAGUGGAAGCUUUAAGGGACAUAAACCUUCGCUCCCUGCUGAGGGAGCUGCGGACCGAUAUUGCUAUGGCUGUAGACGACCCUUUCCCUCUCGUCUACGGUUUGGUGGACAAGAACAUCAUCACUGACCAACUGCUGAAGGACACUCUAGAGAAGGAAGGCAGAGAAGGGAUCCAUAAGGCCAUGUACUCCCUCCUGACCUGGGUCCUGGAGCAGAGCAGAUCCACCAUCCAGGCUUUCUGGAGCAACUUGUCCAAAGACUACAACCUGGACAGCUACCCCAAGCUACAGACGCUGCUCACGAACCUGCACUCCAGACGGGAUGAUGCGGGUUCCAAAGGUGAGAAGAAAUCCUCUGGAGGCCACAAAACAUCUCACGUCAAGAAAAGGAGCCAUGAGGACAGGGAGACAAACUCACACAGUCUGCAUUUAAAGUAUCAUGCCAAGACAAGCGAUGGACCAGGGGGUAAAGUGAGGCUGUACAGAGUGAAGAGUGAAGCUGCGGCCCCACAGCUAACAUCUGGAACCAGUGUUCAGGCCGUGUCGUCUUCAGUCCAGAUACCCACCCCUCUGUCUUCCUCCUCCUCCUCUGCCUCCUUAACUGAGCUGCCAGUUGGCCCCAAAUCCACAGAGAAGAUCCACAUCAAACAGAUGCUUGGUGCAGAUGGAAGUGGCUUGAAGUGCAUAAAAGUCGGUGCAGAAUUUUAUUCCUCCGGUCAGUCAGAGGAGAUAAAUGGAGCAUCCAUGUCCAAAGCUGUUGAGAACCUGUUUCACCAUGAGGGGGAGACAACCACAAGCAUGGGUCAAUAUAACGAUGAUGAGUGUGCAGUGUGUAAGGAUGGAGGGGAGCUAAUUUGUUGUGAUGGCUGUCCUCGAGCUUUUCAUCUGACCUGCCUGGACCCUCCACUUACGUGUAUACCAAGUGGCUCUUGGCAGUGUGAGUGGUGCUGUGGAAACAGAGUGAAAAGAGAGAAAGCCCAACUUCCUUUACAGCCACUCGUUGCCCAGCCGCAGCAAACAAACACAAGCUCCAGUAACUCCAUCAUAGACGUCCCCUUCUUCUCCUCACUGUCAUCCUCGUCUCUCACCAGCGUCACAGCUUCUACAAAUGAGCCCAGUGGCAGAAACCAGUGUUCAGGUGGAGAGCUGCACAGUGUGAGGGAGGUGUGUGGAGUUUGUCACCUGGGAGGAGGAGACCUGACUCCCUGCCUCCAGUGUUUGCAGCGCUUCCACACACACUGCCACUUUUCCAAAGGGAGAUCCAUCUGCUUGUCCUGCUCCAGGCCCUGGGGCAGCUCUGCAGAGAGGGAGGCUGAAUCAUCCAGAGGCUUACAGCUCGCCCCAGUGGUUCAAAACACAAUCAGUCACGAUCAGAGCUCCUCUGUCCCUGAGCCCGUCCUCCAUAAAGAUGAACUGGACUCCAUCCUGGGAGAUUCGGGCUCCAUCGACGGCAUCUUGCAGUGGGCGUUCCACAACAUCUCUCGACCUCUUCCAGACUCUCAGGGAUGCUACCAGUGACAGACAGAUGAUCUGCUCGCAUGGAUGAGCUCUCGCAGUCUGAAGUUAUACUGUAAAGUGACAAUGAUCAUAUGAAUAUAGGUGAUUAAAUGAACAAAACAAACAAAAGGUAUAACUGAACUCAUUCUGUACAAAGGCUUUUGAACAGUAAUACAUCGUGUCACCCAUUGGUUUGUGGAGUCCUGUUUUGAGGCCCUGAGUUUGGCAUUUUGGCUGUUGCUGCUUUGGAUUUUUUGGAGCAAGAAGUGACCAUACUGGGACUAAAGGGUGGAGCUGUGGGAUGCAGAGCAAGAGGUGGAACUGACUCAUAUACCCCUUUUCCACCAAUAUAGGCAAUAGACUGUGUGUGCGGGGGUAUUUUUUUAUUUUUUUUGGGUGUGUCUGUUUGACAUCACUGCUAGCCGGAAAACAGGUCAAUAAACAGCAACAGCACAGAAUUUUUUUUUGUAUAUAUGUCUUAAUUUUUCAGUCUACCUUUCAAACUAUGUGCAGACUAAUUUGGAAUGAGCGUUGCUUGGGCGAAGACGGAUGGUAUUUUGUGGUGGUGCGUGAUUGCAUCUUGCAGAUAAAGGGGCUAUAAUUAGCAUGUUCAGCCAGGUGUCGUGUUUCCAUCAGUGCUAAUAAAUACCCCGGUCUACUGCUGAAUUAUAUGACCCGGGUGUGAAUGCCGAUUGUAACCUUUCCCAUUAUGUAAAAAAGCCAGAUGUUAGUGGGUGUUUGUGGGUUUUCUGUGCAGUGGGAAAAGGGCUAUCUAUUGUACUGAGGGCUUACAGACAGCCUGUCAAUCAAAGUGUCCAAAUCCUCAAUUGAGUAUGACUUUAAGCCUUAAUAAAAUGAAAAUGGGUGAGUUAUAGAAGAAUUUACCGCCUGUAAAAGUUUCCAUGAAUGUUUAAAUUAGCUUUAGAGACCAAAACUUUUUCCAUACCAGGCUGUAAACCUUUGUAGCCAGCCUCAAGUGGCCAUUAGAGGAACUGCAGUUUUUGGCACUUUUGUGCUUGCUUCAAUUUUCAUUUUUUCAGCCCUGGAGGCUGCCACUUGUGCAGGAUAUGGUUGAGUUAAUAUGAUACUACUACAAAUUUAACAUUAAUCAAAUUACCAACACCAACUGAGAUGCAGUGAACAUGGGACUUUUUGGGGCUCUCGUGUUGCUGCAGUGUUUCUAUAAUGCUUGUACCAAAGGACAUUUGGAAGGUGGAGUAACUUCUAUUUUUUUUCUAACCAUCUUUAUCACCCCCCAGUCUCGCCCCAUCCUAUUUUACAAGACCUCUAAAUUUCCUCACGCUCUGUGUAGCAUCACAACAUGACUAAUAGUGUUGGACAUGGGGUCAGCACUGAUGUGGGAGGGCUGGCAGCGGGCCUUGGACGUCUCCUGCUAACUUUUACUAACUUGGCUUAACAAACUGAAAUAAAUCCACUUUUUAAGGUUGUCAGUAUCCCACAGCUGCCACCCUGUAAACUCAACGAUACAUUUAUGUACUUUUCUGAUGUCUUAGCUGUGUUGUCAUCCAUAUGUGUGUGUUUAUAUCUUAAGGAAAGCAGUGUUGGAGGAGAUACUCAUUGGAAAACAGUUCGAGAUCAGCACAGAGGACAUCAAUGUCUCAUCACAGCAAAUAUAAGAGACACUGCAAAC
Molecule: messenger RNA, 3154 nt
Organism: Epinephelus fuscoguttatus (brown-marbled grouper)
Lineage: Eukaryota; Metazoa; Chordata; Actinopteri; Perciformes; Serranidae
Gene: aire
Product: autoimmune regulator
Exons: 13
Coding region: 1-1524 (507 amino acids)
Biological process (GO): humoral immune response; regulation of transcription by RNA polymerase II
Cellular component (GO): cytoplasm; nucleus
Molecular function (GO): DNA binding; DNA-binding transcription factor activity, RNA polymerase II-specific; translation regulator activity
Source: RefSeq, a predicted model, not a curated record